Messenger RNA from Fragaria vesca subsp. vesca, 1003 nucleotides. RefSeq names its product vacuolar iron transporter homolog 4-like. The record is from RefSeq and is a predicted model, not a curated record. Gene Ontology annotation, biological process: intracellular manganese ion homeostasis. The transcript has a single exon. Gene Ontology annotation, cellular component: membrane. Gene Ontology annotation, molecular function: iron ion transmembrane transporter activity; manganese ion transmembrane transporter activity. Lineage: Eukaryota; Viridiplantae; Streptophyta; Magnoliopsida; Rosales; Rosaceae. Bases 93 to 776 code for a protein of 227 amino acids.
ACACUCCAACUAUCUCUUCUACUUCCUCAACAGAUCCCUAGCUCGCUAGCUUCUUCUUCUUCAUUUGCUCUAAGCUUCUGAUUCAUUUCCCCAUGGCACCAAACAGCCAAGCAUCCCUAAAUGAGGGCAAAUACCCUAUCCCUGCCAUGACCAACCUCGACCUCGAGCACCAACCCACCCAAGAUAUCGACAACGACGACUUCGACUACUCCAAACGCUCCCAAUGGCUCCGCGCCGCCGUCCUGGGAGCUAACGACGGGCUGAUCUCCACCGCGUCCCUAAUGAUGGGUGUUGGUGCUGUUAAACAGGACAUUAAGGCCAUGAUACUAACCGGGUUCGCCGGACUAGUAGCCGGUGCCUGCAGCAUGGCCAUCGGAGAGUUUGUCUCCGUUUACUCCCAGUUGGACAUAGAGGUGGCCCAAAUGAAGAGAGACAACAUGAACAAGCAAAACAGCCCGGUGGCCGGAGGAGACGAGGAGGAAGAAGAGAAGGAGAACUUACCAAACCCGUUACAAGCAGCAGCUGCAUCGGCUCUUGCCUUUUCAGUGGGAGCAAUGGUACCACUGUUAGCAGCCUCGUUCAUAAGGGAGUAUAGGGCCAGGUUAGGAGCUGUGGCGGCGGCGGUGACAUUGGCUCUGUUGGUGUUUGGGUGGUUGGGAGCAGCUUUGGGGAAGGCACCAGUUAUCAGAUCUACUGUUAGGGUUUUGGUUGGAGGGUGGUUGGCCAUGGCUAUAACCUUUGGGUUAACAAAGUUGAUUGGAUCUAGUGGACUGUAAGACUAGCUAGCUCAUCUUUUUCUUUCUCUCGACCCUUCUUGUGUAUUUUCGACGUGUGUUUUGGAGAUGUAAGAUUAAUUUCAAAAUACGUACGUAUAGAAGAUUUAUGAUGAUGAUGAUGGUGAUGAAGAUCGAGAUCUGCUUGCUGUAACUUCAGUCUAGCUUAUUGAAGAAAUGAAAUGUAUAUCAAUAAUGAUUAAGAAAUGCAACUUUGCAUAAUAGUUUUG